This is a messenger RNA of Astyanax mexicanus (Mexican tetra), 821 nucleotides long. RefSeq lists its product as uncharacterized. The coding region runs from base 1 to 810 and encodes 269 amino acids. The transcript is spliced from 4 exons. Lineage: Eukaryota; Metazoa; Chordata; Actinopteri; Characiformes; Acestrorhamphidae. The record is from RefSeq and is a predicted model, not a curated record.
AUGUCUCCCAAAAGAUCAGCAAAUAUCACAGCAAAUAUCACAGUGAUCCUCAUUUUACUGGCAGUAUUUAACACUGUGGAUUUAACACUCUCUCCAUCAGGCCACCAGAUACCAGCUUCAUCUGGACAAGAAGGUCAGAAGGGGACGGUGGAUCAGCAGGUUGUAGGGCACAAAGUGAGUAAAUUGACCUGUAGUCCCACCUGCAGUGGAAAUUGUUUCUACAGCUGGUUCAGAGAUGAUCAUCGCUGGAUCCCAGACCACCGGUACACAGGGGGAGGUUACUGGCAGAGCACUCCAACUAACCUAGGAUGUUCAACUACUGCCACAGUUUGGAUCAAAUCCACCAGUCCAUCUAUUCAGGACAGAUACUCCUGUAAUAUCAGUAACUACAUCCAGCCUCCUUCAGAUUGUGAACUGGGUGAGAAACAGUGGGGAGUGACUUACACUCCUGAUAGUGUGUGUGCUCUGGAAGGUUCAUCAGUUCGUCUCUCCUGCUCCUAUAAAUACCCUGGAGGACUCAGAGUGACUGAAUCAUUCUGGUUCAUUAAUGAGCAGCAUGUAGAUCUGCGAGAUGAUGAUCAGUAUAAGGGGAGAGUGCAGUAUUACCAGACUCAGCUCUACCACACAGUGAGAAUCACUGAUCUGAGAGCGAGCGAUUCUCAGAUAUAUAAGUUCAGAUUCAUCACUGAUGAUCCUGGUGGUAAAUACAUUGGCAGCUCUGGAGUCAGUCUGUCUGUCACAGGUAGUUCUGGAUUAUAUAAAACAAGUUUAUUUAACUAUGAGAGAUUUCUACAGAUAAAAUUAGACUAAAUCAUGUUUAA